This is a messenger RNA of Zingiber officinale, 324 nucleotides long. Its product is annotated as vesicle-fusing ATPase-like. The record is from RefSeq and is a predicted model, not a curated record. Gene Ontology annotation, molecular function: ATP hydrolysis activity. The transcript has 4 exons. Gene Ontology annotation, cellular component: Golgi stack. Bases 37 to 264 code for a protein of 75 amino acids. Gene Ontology annotation, biological process: Golgi to plasma membrane protein transport; intra-Golgi vesicle-mediated transport; SNARE complex disassembly. Lineage: Eukaryota; Viridiplantae; Streptophyta; Magnoliopsida; Zingiberales; Zingiberaceae.
ACCAAGCCCUUGGAUGAGGAGAGCAUAAAAGUCACUAUGGAUGAUUUUUUGAAUGCUCUUCAUGAGGUUGGACUAGCUUUUGGUGCAUCAAUGGAUGAUCUUGAACGACGCAGGCUUAAUGGGAUUAUCGAUUGUGGUGAGAGGCACAAACACAUCCAUGAGAGAGCCCUGCUUCUUGUGGAGCAAAUCAAAGACAAUCAAAGCCCACUUGUUACAUACCUUCUGGAAGUGGCAAAACUUCAAUGGCAGCUACAAUUGGUAUAGAGAGUGAUUUCCCAUAUGUCAAGAUGAUAUCUGCAGAAAGCAUGAUUGGUCUCGGCGAAG